Molecule: messenger RNA, 1850 nt
Organism: Dicentrarchus labrax (European seabass)
Lineage: Eukaryota; Metazoa; Chordata; Actinopteri; Moronidae
Exons: 3
Coding region: 247-876 (209 amino acids)
Source: RefSeq, a predicted model, not a curated record
GAGGGAUCACCAUGGCCUCCUCGCGCUGCACUCGGAUUGCUCUGCUUCUUCUCGCGCUCAUGACACGUGGAGUAUCUGCUCGCGCCGUGGACUUUGGGUCCAAACCCGGAGAGGAGGCCUCCGGAGCGGAUUUACGCACGGACGCGCUCCGGCGGUGGAGGAUCGGCGGCGGCGGCGCGGAGACGCACCGGGAGCCGUGCGCGGAGCUGGCUGCGCCCUGGCAGGAAAACGCACGGGAUACCGGGGAUGAUACCGGGGAUGAUACCGGGGAUGAUACCGGGACCCUGCUGCAGCUGCAUGUCCGGCCCUUCAGCCCCAGGGGCCUCCCAGGGUCCGGUGUUCCCGGGAAAGUCGCUUUUCAGCUUCGUCCGGCGGGUUUACCGGUGCUGUCAGGAGGGAAUCAGCUGCAGGAGCGUAAAGGGAAUACAGGGUCGGCUGAGAGGAGACACAGACGUGGAGUUUCUCCUCACCCGGGAGAUUUCAUCGUUGACGCUCCUGCGAGCCGAGCUCCACCUCCAGCUCUCCAACCCGCAGCAUCUGGACGUCCAUCCUGUUCUCUCAUCCAUGGCGAAGCGCGGCCUUCCUACGAGGUACAGUUUGUGGUCGCGGGGCAACACGGUGGAGCUGAGGGUGGAUCUGCUCUUCCUCCUCCAGAGCCUGCAGGAGGCGGCGGGUGGCGCCGACGGGGGUCCCGGCUUGGUGAACAUGCGGCGGGUGGUGUUUUCCUCUCUGCAGGACACCGACGGCGCCGGCGCGCUCCCCGCCCUGGAUCUGGGCUUGGUCCUGGGCUGCAGCCGGGAUGGAUCCGGGGUGUCCUGUGGAGCCGGCGGCGUUCACCUCUCACACACGCCGUUCAUGGCGCUGUUCUACCAAUAAGACUAAAUACACUCAGUUUAAUCCGUCUGAAAGCUCAGAAAAGAAAACAUGCACUUUAAUGUCAAAUCUAUUAAUUUAUAAAUAUAUAUAUAUAUGUGUAAAUAGUGAAUAUGAUAUACUGUAAGUUUAUGGAGGCUAUUAAAGCUCAAUCUGAGUGUGUGGUCGUUUUCUGUGAACGGACGAGGUUCGGUCAGCUGUGAUCUGACCUUUAGAUGUUCUGACCUCUCGGAUAUGUGCUCCUGUUUAAAGGAGUUCUCACAGUUGGUGGGAAAAAGGUGGAAACAACAACACCUGGACAAGCAGAGAGGAAAGCCUGUACAUGUGCUGUGACCCUGCUGAGAGCAGCUGAGACUGAAACUGUGGAGGCAGAAUCUAAAUGUUUGAUUUAGAGUAUUUAUAAAGGCGUUAACGGGGAGUUAAAGUCACAAACAUCAGCUUAAAGCUCCUGUGUGUAACAAUUAAGAGGAUCUAAAUGUAAUAAAAUAUUCAUAGGUAUGUUUUUAUUAGUGUUGAAUCACCUGAAUAUGAGAAUUAUUGUGUUUUUGUUGCCUUAGAGUGUUUUUAUCUACAAAGGCAGCGAGUCCUCUUCUGGUGGAGUCCGCCAUGUUUCUACGGUAGCCCAGAACAGACAAAUAUAAUAUAAAAUUCAAAUACAGAUGCGAGCAGUAUUCAGUUAGUUGCAGUUUGCAACUUCACCACUAGACAGUCAGUAAAUCUUACAUACUGGUCCUUUAAACAAUUAAAGGGACAGUCACAUAUUAAGUUAACUAACUAACUAUAUAUAUGUGAAAUAUUAGAUUUAUUGGAUCAUAUUAUUGAAAUAAAAGUUGUUUUGAGUUUAAUGGAACCCUAUUAGAAUACUUUAUAAAAUGUCUGAGGUCUGAAUAAUGUAAAUACAGGACCAAUAAAGUUUGUUUUGAAUCUAUAUUGUUGUUCUGGAGGGAUUUUCAAAAUAAAAUCACCCCCUAGGAUGU